AGAGUCGGACUAUUCAAGUAGCUGGAAAUAAUAUUCAAAAUAUCUUAUUCUAAUUGAGAAAACAAUUCUAGUUAAGGAACGUUUUAGGCGACUAUUAUAUAUAUACUGAAACUUGUGACUUUUUUGAGUCAUUGUAGGCCGUGGUGGAAAACAAUUUUUCCCGUUUGUCCUUUUAUCAGCAAUUUAUCCUCUAGAAACAAUGUUUUUGAAUAACUUUGCGCCAUCUUCAGUUACGUGCUUUCUCGGGAAAAUAAUUUAUUUGGACCUAAAGCAAACUCUGCUGCAAAGAACAUAAUCAUUUUCUCUUAAUUUAUUUAUUAUACGAAAACAAGUUUUUAAAUAAUAAUAAAGGAAUAUAAUAAAAAUAUUCAGAAAAUUGAUAAAAUUGCUUUCCCAAAAAACGUUCUUACCCAUUUCAAAUAACAUUAUUUUCCCAACGAGAACUCAAAAUCGAAAAACAUUAUUUUCAAUAAAACAUUCGAAGCUCUGCUGGUGCAUCUGUUACUAAGCAGUUAUUUCUCCAUAUUACCAACUCUUUGGAUUUUACAUUAGAUAUUUAUUUAAAUAAAUAUCCGUGAGACAAAAAUAACUAUUUAUUAAUCUGAUAAAACCACUUAAGCGUUGAAUAGAGCUUUAAGCUGGACCUGUUGAUUGGACUUUGGAAGUAGCAUGAAUUACCUUAUAAACAUGGUGCAAAAUAUGUCUUGAGUUUCUCGUAGCGGUUGGGUUCCUUCACUUUUAGAAGUCCAUUUAUUGUGUAGUGGUUCGUCAACUUUGGUUCAACUUGAUUCGAAUGUUGAUAUCUGUAUAUAUAAUUUCGAAAUCUUGUAUAGGAUAGUUCAAUAUUUUCUUUAUUUGUCGGUUAGCUCGUGCGCCUUAUCUACAUUAAACUGUAUUUGUUUCGUUAAAGUUGGACUAAUUGGGGACAAGAAAUUACGGGAGUACUCAAUUUAUCUUUUCCCGUGCAUAUCCGUAGUACUUUUCUGGACUUGGACGUGCAUCGUUCAGUAUAUGGUUCUUAGACUCCAAUGAGAGACGAUGUCUUUUCAAAUAACGAAAAGAUUCUUAGUGCCCAGCACCAAAUUAAAGCACUACAGAACUGCUCAAAGAAGAUGUCUUAGUGUGACUUGUUCUAGACGAAAUAUUCGAGAUAAUAUUUUGUUUAGUCCCAUCGAGGUUCAGAUUCCUAAUGUGAGCUUGGCCGAGUAUGUUUUUGGCAAAACGGCACCAUUUGCGGAUUAUACGGCUUUUGAAUGUCCAUUAACUCGUCGAAAAUACACGUUUUCUCAAGUGAGAAAGCUCAGCAGAAAUCUGAGCAAAGUUUUAAGGAAGAAAUUGGGUUUCAACAAAGGAGAUGUAGCUUUAAUCUACUUGGCGAAUUGUCCAGAAUUUCCAAUCGCUGCUUUAGGAUGUUUGGAAGCUGGUGUAAUUGUUUCAACUGCUAACUCAUUAUACACUUCAGGGGAAAUUCUACGUCAACUCAAGGAUUCCUCCGCAAAAUUAGUGAUAACAUCCUGCGAUUUGUACGAGAGUACCGCUAAAGCGGUUUCUCAAUUACCCGGCAAAAUUCCUAUAAUUUGUAUCAAAACGAAGCCGGAUCAAUUGCUACCUCAAGGAACCAUCGAUUUUUCCGAAAUUAUCAAUUUAACGUUGGAUAUUCCAGACUUGGAUCCACCAAAUGCAGACGAUAUUGCGAUCUUGCCAUAUUCUAGUGGAACCACUGGGUUGCCCAAAGGAGUCGAAUUGACCCAUCGAAACAUUGUUAGCAAUCUUUGUCAAAUUAGUACUGCUGAAACUGAUGCUUUAGAACUCGCUCAUGGGGACUUUCAGGAAAUAAGUCCAGGCAUUUUGCCAAUGUUCCACAUCUACGGCUUUACAAUAACUACCAUGAAUUUAAUGACAAAAGGAGCCAAAGUACUUCCAUUGCCCAAGUUCACACCGGACUCUUUUAUUGAUGUUCUUCAAAACUACCACUGUUCUAUAAUUUUUGCUGCGCCACCUUUAGUAUUAUUUCUAACACAUUAUCCGGAUGUGAAACCGGAAUAUCUCCAUCACUUAAGGAAUGUUAUGAGUGGAGCCGCCCCUUUGGGGGCCCUGGAUGAAAGCAAAUUUUUGGAGAAAGCAAACAGGGACGUCUUCAUAUCUCAAGGUUACGGACUCACAGAAACAUCUCCAGUAGUAAGCACGGUAUUGAAAUCAGUCCGAGAAAAACUGGGCAAAGCUUCCAGCGGCUCCGUUGGACACGUGCUUCCAAAUACCGAAGUCAAGUUAGUCAAGCUGGAUGAUAAAACCGCCACUCCUUUGGGACUAGGAGAACAGGGAGAAGUCCUAGUGAAAGGUCCCCAGGUGAUGAAGGGCUACCACAAUAAUCCGGAGGCCACCAAAAAUGCGCUUCAUGAAGGCUGGUUUAAAACAGGAGAUUUGGCUUAUUACGAUGUCAAUGGCAUGUUGUUCAUCACUGAUAGAGUUAAGGAGCUUAUCAAAGUAAGAGGAUAUCAGGUGGCUCCUGCUGAAUUAGAAGAAUUGCUCAGAGAUCAUCCAGGCGUAGAAGAUGCUGCUGUUAUAGGAAUUCCCGAUGCGAUAAGUGGCGAACUUCCCAAAGCUUAUGUUACACGGAAGAACGAAGUUAAUGCACAAGAAAUCUAUAACUUUGUGGCAAGUAAAGUGGCCAAAUACAAGCGACUGGAAGGAGGAAUUGAAUUCAUUGAGGAAAUACCGAAGAACUCGGCUGGCAAGAUAUUGAGAAUCAAACUGAAACAGAAAUAUCUCAGCGAGCAAGCUUAAACAGUUAUUUUAAUUGUUGAUCAGUCAUAUUUUGAUGAUAUGUGUUUUAUGUGAAACAUGAGUUUACUUUGUAAGGAACUUGAAUAUUAUAUAAUAAGCUACCAAACACAUUUUUGGGAUUUUAUGGAAAAGUGCAUUAGGAUUAAUUACUUUAUUAUAAAUUCAAAGCAGACCUGUACCCAUUUUUGUUGUUAAAUGCUCACAAUAAAGUUUUAUAUUAGCUUUUGCCAA
Messenger RNA from Dendroctonus ponderosae (mountain pine beetle), 3015 nucleotides. RefSeq names its product 4-coumarate--CoA ligase 3. Lineage: Eukaryota; Metazoa; Arthropoda; Insecta; Coleoptera; Curculionidae. Gene Ontology annotation, biological process: long-chain fatty acid metabolic process; fatty-acyl-CoA biosynthetic process. The record is from RefSeq and is a predicted model, not a curated record. Bases 1039 to 2784 code for a protein of 581 amino acids. Gene Ontology annotation, cellular component: mitochondrion. The transcript is spliced from 9 exons. Gene Ontology annotation, molecular function: long-chain fatty acid-CoA ligase activity.